Messenger RNA from Merops nubicus (carmine bee-eater), 1593 nucleotides. It is a transcript of the gene POLH, whose product is annotated as polymerase (DNA directed), eta. The annotation marks the transcript as partial. Gene Ontology annotation, biological process: response to radiation; error-prone translesion synthesis. The transcript has 7 exons. Lineage: Eukaryota; Metazoa; Chordata; Aves; Coraciiformes; Meropidae. Gene Ontology annotation, cellular component: replication fork; site of double-strand break; nucleus. The record is from RefSeq and is a predicted model, not a curated record. Gene Ontology annotation, molecular function: DNA-directed DNA polymerase activity; damaged DNA binding.
AGGAGCUGCGGCAGCGUGGCUUGGAUGGCAUCGCUGUCCUUCGAUAACCCCGACUGUCCUGACCUGCAGCUGACCAUGGGGGCAGUAAUUGUGGAAGAAAUAAGGGUGGCUGUUGAAGCAGACACCGGAUUCAGGUGUUCAGCUGGGAUUUCACACAACAAGACACUGGCAAAACUGGCCUGUGGCUUAAACAAGCCCAACCGCCAGACGCUGGUAUCUGCACGGUUUGUCCCGCAGCUCUUCAGCCAGCUGCCCGUCAGCAACAUCCGUAACCUGGGAGGCAAGCUGGGCACUGCCAUCACAGACGUUCUGGGGGUAGAGUACAUCGGGGAGCUGACACGCUUCAGUGAGACAGAGCUCCAGACUCACUUUGGAGACAAAACUGGGUCCUGGCUCUAUGACUUGUGCAGAGGAAUUGAAGAUGAACCUGUCAAAAACCGGUACCUGCCCCAGUCCAUUGGCUGCAGCAAGAACUUCCCUGGGAGGACAGCCCUGGCCACGCAGAAGGAGGUGCAACACUGGCUUCUGCAGCUAGCCUUGGAGCUGGAAUCCAGACUGAUCAAGGACAGGAGCCAGAACCACCGGGUGGCCAAGCAGCUGAUGGUGGUCAUCCGCAUGCAGGGAGACACCCGGGUGUCACGUUUCUGUGCGCUCUCCCGCUAUGAUGCCCAGAAGAUGUGCAGCGAUGCCUUCACCCUCAUCCAAAACUGCAACACGGCUGGGGCUCACCAGGCGGCCUGGUCUCCACCGCUCAUAUCGGUGCUUCUCUCAGCAAACAAGUUCUCAGAGCCUGCCACGCUGCUCUCUGGGGGCAUCGCCACCUUCCUGACGAGCGACAGCCAGCCUGAAGGCAGUGCUCCCGACGGUCAAAACACCACACCUUCCAGGGGGCCCAGGGUCAGAUUCUUCAGGAGCCCAAGCAAAGAGCCUAGGCAGAAGCCAGCUAAUGCUAUCGAGUCGUUCUUCCAAAGGGCGGCAGAGAGGCAGCAGCAGCCACAGACGGCACCAGCCGGCCUGCCUAGGGCUGGCUCUGCGGGGUCAGCUGUGCCCGGCUCCCCAGAGCAGCAGGGGGGCGCUGGACCUGCCCCUGCGCAGCGUGACCCGGAGUCCCCUGGGAAGCGGUGCCCCGGAGGUGGGAGCCCUGCUUCUCCUCACAAAAGGCUUCCCUGUGAGAAGGCACUGUCUGAUUCUACACAACCACCCUCGACUCCACCCAGCUCCAGCUCCCUUCUGAAGCUAGUGCCAGCCAUGGAGGGAAACGAGCAGAAUUUGCCACCCUCUCCUGGGCUCGCCCUGCUCCCUCCUGCCUCGCCGGGGGACCAGCAGCGCUGCGAGAAGUGCGGCCAGCUCGUGCUGGUGUGGGAGUUCCCAGAGCACAUGGACUACCACUUUGCUCUGGAGCUGCAAAGCUCCUUCCUGGAGCUCAGCGCUCCUGCAGCUCCAGAAGCAGCUCCCAGCCCAGAUGCUGCAGCUUCCAGGUCUCCUGCCAAGGCAAAGAACAAGCCCAAGACUCCAGCAGGAUCUAGUGCAAAACGACCCAGAGAAGGUGCAACAAGAACUUUAGAUUUUUUCUUUAAGCGCUUGCCUCCUUAA